This is a messenger RNA of Moneuplotes crassus, 523 nucleotides long. NCBI's taxonomy places the organism in Eukaryota, Ciliophora, Spirotrichea, Euplotida, Euplotidae. The record is from the annotation of a GenBank genome assembly.
AUGAAAAUUAUUACCCUGCUCCUUAUUUUAGCAUUUUCUACUGUUUAUGCCACUCGAGCAACCAAGGAAAUUGAGAAAGGUUCCCAGCUGAUCUCAUUUUUUGAGGAGCGUCCAGGAACUUACCUCACAAUGUUCUAUGAUCAUAACUCAGAUAAAGGAAGAAUUUCCAAAGCAAGAAAUGAUGCCAGAGAUCAAAUAUUAGCCAGGCACCCAUAUAUUACUUAUACUGAGGUUGAUGUUGAUGACUCUGAAUUCCAAAAUGUUGUUAAUCUUAUUGGUCUUGAUAAGGUAGAAUGUGAACAUAGGCCAUCCUUCCUUGUCUUGACUCAAGGAAUCGGAUAUAUCGCUCAUGGAGAAGACGCAAUUACCGAUAUUGUUAAAAGUCUAUCAUCAAAAGAUUGGUAUCUAGCUCAUAGGCAUCAAAGAACAGCUGCGGAAGUUGAAGCUGAGAAGGCAGCCAAAAAUGGCCAAUAAGUUUAUAAUAACAAUUCUGGGGAAUAUUCAUGAACUAAGCAGUUGGUUU